Messenger RNA from Dentiscutata erythropus, 498 nucleotides. The record is from the annotation of a GenBank genome assembly. Lineage: Eukaryota; Fungi; Glomeromycota; Glomeromycetes; Diversisporales; Gigasporaceae.
AUGUCAAGUAUCCUUUGGGAGGCUAUAGAAAGGGCCCGGAUAUGUGAAUCAAUAAUCUUGCACAAUUUGGUUGUGCAUGGUGAUAACCCAUGUGCUCCCAACAACAAAGAACUCUAUGAAACAAGUGGUUUCUUUACUGCAAAAGGUUGUUUUCGCUGUGGAAAGAAUAAUUCAAGAGUGAAAGGUGUUAAUAGAAAAGUAGCCAAAGAAGAACAACAAGAUAAUAAUGAAGAUAAUUCAAUGGUGUUUGACCGAGGGAAGAAGCUUGAAAGCCGCCUGUGUAAUGUGGAAGACCAAAGUCGAUUACUUAAGGCCCAAAUGAAUGAAUUUGAACCCAAAAAAGGACUAAAGAAUGAAGGUAGUGAAAGUGAAAAUUUUGAUGAUACAAGUAGAUUAUGGAUGUUGAAAGAAAAAAAUAUCAGUAGUGUAAAGUUAGUGGAAAAACAUAGUUUGAACAAUAAUGAUCUCCAAGAAAUGUGCAGUGCUUGGAAGAAUAAG